This is a messenger RNA of Branchiostoma floridae (Florida lancelet), 4658 nucleotides long. RefSeq lists its product as uncharacterized. The coding region runs from base 1055 to 4627 and encodes 1190 amino acids. The record is from RefSeq and is a predicted model, not a curated record. Gene Ontology annotation, biological process: telomere maintenance; DNA repair. Gene Ontology annotation, molecular function: DNA helicase activity. The transcript has 2 exons. Lineage: Eukaryota; Metazoa; Chordata; Leptocardii; Amphioxiformes; Branchiostomatidae.
CAUAGGCGCUAGGCCAAUGAAUUCUUGUUGAUUCGUCCGUACAUUAUCGUUCUGUGCCGAGUUGCCGGGUUGGAAAGUACUGGGGAUUACCCGAAGGUCGGGGAAUAGGGCGAAGCCGACCAAUCAGCGUUGGAGUUUCUGCACCCGAAGGUCGGCGAAGCCGACCAAUCGGCGUAGCCGAUUGUGAGCGCGGCGAAGCCGCGCAGCGAGCGAAGCGAGCUAGGUGGGAAAGGCCUUUUCUACUAUCGCCGUUUUCUGCAAAAUUCUAAUAUCUAAGUCAAAAUUUUGAAGUGAUUUAUGUUCGUCGAGUUAUUUGGAGGCCAUUCAACGUACAAAGUGCACAUAAUAGUUAUUUCGAAUUAAAAUAAACGCCACUGAAAUUUGGUCGAUUUCCGGGACACUGCGUUACCAGCAGUGCGGCGGCGGCCGCACCACGUCGCUGCUGCACAAGAUGAUGACAUCAUUGCCAGCCAAUCAGAGAUAGCACAGUUGAACUAUGACCCACAUUUCCCGCCGAAAUUGUUCUGCAGCCAGGCUUGCGACGAUUUCACCUCGACCAAAUUUCUCGAAACCAAGGACGUUAUAUCAGGUCCUUGCAGAAACACAGUACCAGAUCCAAGAUGCGGUGUUGAUCGGCUUGGAGGCAGGUUUGCUUUAGGUGGCAGUAGUUUAGGUAGUUUAGUAUGUAGAAUAGAACACUGCUAGUGUUAGUUAAUGUAUUGAUUCUUCUUAAUGAUAGAUUUUCGACUGUUCCUUUGGGUUUUCGGUCAUAUUGUCAUGGAAAUGUAAACUUCUAGUUUCUACAGUAGAAACAGGGUUGCCACAAUGUGUUUCUGAAACCAUUUUUUAACAGUACAUUUCCUACUGUGACAGUUUUUUCAUAUUCGUUAUGGAAAUGUUAUUCUGAAACCAUUUUUAUCUAUAGAUUUUCAACAGUUUUGUUCAGAUGUAAUUUCUAAUGUAAAUUAGUUAUAGUAGAAAACAGGGAGAGGGUUGCCAUGAUGUGAUUCUUGAACAUUGUUUGAUAUAGGGACAAAAUUGGGCCCGCUGUAGGAUGGCGUGUUUGUCGGAAGAGCAGCGCCAUGUUUGUGACCUUGCCAAUGAGUAUAACAUUUUUAUCACUGGUCGGGCGGGCAGUGGAAAAUCAGUUGUCCUAAGGCAAGUGAUUGCAAACAUGGAAGCGAGAUUUGGAAAAGAAGGUGUCGCUGUAGUGGCCCCGACUGGGAAAGCUGCACUGCUUAUAGAUGGCAGAACAAUUCACAGUUUUUUCUGUUUGGGAUUGGGGCAGAAAGAGGCUAGUGUCAUCUACCAGCAGGUUUUGGCAGAUAAUGCAUCUUUCCUGCGGAUCCAGCAGGUUCAAGUUUUGAUCUGUGAUGAAGUUUCAAUGCUGAGUGCCUCUCUGUUCAGCAAAGUAGACAGCCUCCUCAAACUUGUGAAAGGAAACAGUCUGCCCUUUGGGGGUGUCAGGUUGGUCCUUGCUGGGGAUUUUUUCCAACUCCCCCCCAUUGAUAAGAGGGAUGAUCACACUCCUGACUACUGCUUUUUGCAGGAAUCAUGGCAAAAGGCUGUGGACCUGUGUGUUUUUCUGAGUGGUGUGUUCAGGCAGGAUGAUCCAAAAUUCUUAGAGAUGCUGGAGCACCUGAGACUUGGCCGUCGUACACCUGCAUGUCUGGAUCUGUUGGAGAACUUGACUCGGCCAAUCCCCAAAGUAGAUGUCAGACUUUACUCAUUGAAGCAAGACAUGCACGUGUACAACCAGCAAAAACUGGACCAAAUGGAGGGUAGUGAGAAACGUUUUGCUGCCCAGGACAUGGGCAGAAAAAAAGGCAACCUUGAUUCCCUAUGUCAGGCUCCUUUUGUACUCUGUCUCAAACCUGGUGCCCCAGUUGUACUCCUCCAGAACUUAUUUGACAUUUCACCAAGACUUGUCAAUGGGUUAGGAGGAACAGUAAGUGGGUUUUCUAAUGGUCAUCCUGUGGUAACAUUUGACACAGGAGAGACUCAUACCAUACAACCCCAUAUGUUUGGUUUCUAUGACAAUGGUCAGUUGAUUGCUGCCAGGCUGCAGUACCCAUUGCAGUUAGGGUUUUCAAUGACCGUACAUAAAAGCCAGGGUAGUUCCAUUCAACAUUUGGAAAUCGCAGAUGUCCACAUGUUUGCUCCCGGGCAGCAGUAUACAGCGUACACAAGGGCAACAUCACCCAAUACGUUACGUGUACUGCCAGGCUACAACAAGUAUGCUCUGAAGCCACACACACAUGUAAUACAUUUCUAUGAGUCCUCUGUUCGUCUCCUGGCAGACUUGGUGACUCCAAGAGUUUCCAAGUCUAUUUUGUCAAGUACCCCAGUUCAGGAGAGUGUAAGUGGACCCAGUGAUAAUGUUGAUGUUACUUGUGUAAGGCAUGAGCAAACAUAUGACCCCAUCCAUGUCCCAGAUGGGUAUGACACUAGAAGUAUUCUGCAUUUAUUCAAUGAAGAUGUAGGUCCAUUUCCAAACCUGUUGAACUAUGUAGCAAACUUGGACCCCAACAAUGAGGGCAUCCAAUCUAUGGUUGCGUACCUAAUCUUCAGAACUGAAGAAAUGUUCUCUGAUGGGGUAACAGUUGACAAGAAGAAGGGGGUUGAUGUAAUCCCAAGAAAGGCAUUUACGUCACACAUUUCAAAGAUCUUGACCAUUGUUGAUGAACAGGAGACGCGGGGUAGAUGGGGCCUCAUCUCCAGUACUAUACCUUCAGAGGUAGCCAACACUCUCCUCAAUAGACUAGUAACUGUGAUUUACAAACAUGUGGCUAAAAUCAGAGACCCUGUCUCAGAGAUGAAGGAGAAGUUGGAGGGAGAGCUACAGGGUAUUCAACCUGACACAACCCAUUUUGACAUGUCCAAACAAAACUGUGGAAAGGUGAGAUAUUUGAUGGGGUGGGCAGUAUUCCGUCUCAUAGCAAACCUAGACACAGAAUUGAAGUCUGCACUUAAGACUGCAGCUAAAUCUUCUGGAGCAAAUGAGGCCAAGAUUGCUGAAUUAAGGCAAAUGAAGGCCCUCUGCUGUGCUUUGAGAGCAGAUCACGCUACACUGCAAGUCAAGUCCAGAUUUCCAUACAGCCUGGAGCAUGUUAACCGAAAGAACAGAGGUGGACUUUUCUUCGUAAACGAUAACCUGUUUCUGUUUGGAAUGUCCCUCGAAUCCCUUUGUGGCAAACUGUUCAAAGUCGAAACUGUUGACAUUUUGGGGAAAGAAGCCACAAUGAUUCUUUCGGGUAUUGUGAAGAACAAUGCACUUUUGAAAACAUUAUUCCUCCAGUACCUAGACCAAAACUACAGUCCUGCAGUACAUAUUUCUCUGUCACACACUCCCAUUCCUGUACCUGACACAAUUGAAACUAACUCCAGUUCGCCUUUUGGACAGUCUGAAACUGGACCACAUGUUGACAGUGACACAAUUGAAACUAUCUCCAGUUCUCCUUUUGGACAGUCUGAAACUGGACCACAUGUUGACAGUGACACAUUUGAAACUAUCUCCAGUUCUCCUUUUGGACAGUCUGAAACUGGACCACAUGUUGACAGUGACACAAUUGAAACUAACUCCAGUUCGCCUUUUGGACAGUCUGAAACUGGACCACAUGUUGACAGUGACACAAUUGAAACUAUCUCCAGUUCUCCUUUUGGACAGUCUGAAACUGGACCACAUGUUGACAGUGACACAUUUGAAACUAUCUCCAGUUCGCCUUUUGGACAGUCGGAAACUGGACCACUUGUUGACAGUGACACAAUUGAAACUAACUCCAGUUCGCCUUUAGGACAGUCGGAAACUGGACCACAUGUUGACAGUAACACAUUUGAAACUAACUCCAGUUCUCCUUUUGGACAGUCGGAAACAGUCAAGGAGAAGGUCUAUGAACGCAUCAUAGAGAAGUAUUUGCACAUGAGGAACAAAGAGUUCUUGAGACCUUUGAUGGAGAAAUUAAACACACAUAAGGAGACUGCGCUGCGCCCUGCACUACAGGCACAGGCAAAGAAAAAUACACAAUUGACUUUCAGAACAUUCUUGGAUGACAAAACUGACAAAAAAGACUUUACACAUCUCCACCUGAAAUCACUUGCUACCAAAGGGGUGGACAGUUUCACUAUCUUCACAGUAGUACAACUAAAGCUACUCUUAUUCUGUUAUGGGAAGGCCAUCAAAUCCCAGAGUAAAGAACACGUUAAGAGUAUGCUAUGUGAAGAAGUGAGAAAAAAUGAACACAUGCUGUACCCUGAUGAGCUGAAUUCAAAAAAUCUAGACAUCAUCAAAAAAGGUAAUGUACCCAAUGCGGCCAGUCAGUCUGUUGAGAGCCAGGGCUCAGAGGAUAAUGAUUUGCAAAAUAUGCAGUCCCCAGAAGGAGCCACUCCAGGUAAUGAAACAAACCAAACUGCGACACAAGACACACAUGCCAUUCGUCAGCGGGCCCGAAGGUUUAAUCCAUCACAUGAGCAACUUGAAACGUUGACACAGGACCACAUUAAUGGCAACCCUGUCUGUUUACACCAAGUUAGAGCUAACCAAUUUGGAGUAUUGCCAUCACAAAUAAAACGGUGGCACACUUCAUUCAAAAAGAGGAACACAGUAGCUAGAACUGAAGGGAAUUCAUAGGUGCUAAACAAUAGUAGAAGCAACAAUACCU